Messenger RNA from Symsagittifera roscoffensis, 1095 nucleotides. RefSeq names its product aminoacyl tRNA synthase complex-interacting multifunctional protein 1-like. Gene Ontology annotation, molecular function: tRNA binding. The record is from RefSeq and is a predicted model, not a curated record. Bases 117 to 992 code for a protein of 291 amino acids. The transcript has 4 exons. NCBI's taxonomy places the organism in Eukaryota, Metazoa, Xenacoelomorpha, Acoela, Convolutidae.
CACCAUUUCAGAUAUUGAUUUAAUAUCAGAUUGUUUCGAAAAUUUCUUUAUUGAAUCAAAAUAUCAGAAAGUCGCCUCAAUUUCUGCUGAAUAAAUUGAGUUGUCGCGCAAUAACCAUGAACAUCGUGGACGCCGAGGAAAAAAUAUCGGAGUUGCGUAAGAAAGUUUCGAUGCUCCGUGAAAAGACAAUCAAAUCUCAAAUUGCGAAUCUGAUGCGCGAAAAUGGUCAGCUGAAAAAAGAUAUCGAUGAGCUUAAAAGUAAAUACAACCAGGCACUACUGUCCAAUGGAAAAUGUGUUUCUUUGCUGGCAAAUGGGGACUCGUCCAAAAGUGAUUCUACUGGAAAUAAUACCGAAACCGCAACGAAAAAUCGGGUGGCAUCGAGUGAACAGGUUCCGAAAAAGGCGAAAAAAGAGAAGCAGACGAAAACUACUCCGAGUAAUUCGACUCCCGCUAAAGAAGAGAAGUCAUUUGACGUGUCCAAGUUGGACUUGCGCAUCGGCUACAUCCGAGAGGUGUCCCGCCACCCAGACGCCGACACGCUCUACGUCGAAGAGAUAGAGUGCGGAGAUGAGCCAGGGAAUGAAAGUGGGUUUGGUGAUGCGAGGAUUGUGUGCAGUGGUCUUGUUGCCGCCAUGGAGGAGAGUGAGCUGCGCAACAGAAUGGUGCUCGUCAUGUGUAACCUCAAACCGGCGAAGAUGCGAGGAGUCACAUCUCAGGCUAUGGUCAUGUGUGCUGUGGAAGCAGGGGGCAAGGCCGAACUGGUAGAUCCUCCCCCGGGCGCCAAGGUGGGCGACAGAGUGGUGUGCAAGGAGUACCCGGGCGAGCCAGAGCAGCCUUUUAUGCACCCGAAGAAGAAUAUCUGGGAGAGUGUGAAGGGAGAUCUGAAGGUGGAUUCGAAUGGAGUUGUGAGGUAUAAAGAUGCGCCCCUAGAAGUGGAAGGAAAAGGACUGCUCACUGCCAAACUCAGCAGAAACUGUCAAGUGUCUUGAGAAGUAAAGAAGCAACUGUUGUUGAAUUUAACCUAAGAGAAGACUCUGUGAUCGAAAUAUGGGACUUGAAUUGACAACUGAGUGAUGAUUUGAUAGUAGGUGA